This is a messenger RNA of Prinia subflava (tawny-flanked prinia), 3166 nucleotides long. RefSeq names its product solute carrier family 4 member 5 (gene SLC4A5). The transcript is spliced from 24 exons. Gene Ontology annotation, cellular component: plasma membrane. Gene Ontology annotation, molecular function: monoatomic anion transmembrane transporter activity; sodium:bicarbonate symporter activity; solute:inorganic anion antiporter activity. Gene Ontology annotation, biological process: monoatomic anion transport; regulation of intracellular pH; transmembrane transport. The coding region runs from base 67 to 3006 and encodes 979 amino acids. The record is from RefSeq and is a predicted model, not a curated record. Lineage: Eukaryota; Metazoa; Chordata; Aves; Passeriformes; Cisticolidae.
GCCGAACGGCUCCGCUACAUCCUGGGGGAGGACGACGAGCCCCCCAACCCCACGCUGUUCACGGAGAUGGACACCCUGCAGCACGACGGCGACGAGAUGGAGUGGAAGGAAUCCGCCAGGUGGAUCAAGUUCGAGGAGAAGGUGGAAGAGGGCGGCGAGCGCUGGAGCAAGCCCCACGUGUCCACGCUGUCCCUGCACAGCCUCUUCGAGCUGCGCACGUGUCUCCAGACGGGCACCGUGCUCCUGGACCUGGAUGGGUACUCCCUGCCCCAGAUCAUUGACGAUGUCAUCGAGAAGCAGAUCGAGGACGGGCUGCUGAAGCCGGAGCUGCGGGAGAAGCUCAGCUACGUCCUGCUGCGCAAGCACCGCCACCAGACCAAGAAGCCGAUCCACCGCUCGCUGGCCGACAUCGGCAAGUCCGUGUCCUCCAACACGGCCCGCAGCCCCGCGCGGGGCCCGGCCGCCGGCGCCGCCUUCCACCGCUCCACCGAGGACCUGCGGAUGCGGCAGAGCGCCAGCUACGGCCGCCUGCGUCACGCCCAGAGCCGGAGCAUGAACGACAUCUCGGACACGCCGAGCACUGACCAGCUGAAGAACAAGUUCAUCAAGAAGAUCCCCAAGGACGCCGAGGCCUCCAACGUGCUGGUGGGGGAGGUGGAGUUCCUGGAGAAGCCCUUCGUGGCCUUCGUGCGGCUGCUGCAGGCCACCAUGCUGGGGGGGGUCACCGAGGUGCCCGUCCCCACCAGAUUCCUCUUCAUCCUCCUCGGCCCGGCGGGGAAGGCCAAGUCCUACAACGAGAUCGGCAGGGCCAUCGCCACUCUCAUGGUGGACGACCUCUUCAGCGACGUUGCCUACAAAGCCCGGGACAGGGAGGACCUGAUCGCCGGCAUCGACGAGUUCCUGGACGAGGUCAUCGUCCUCCCGCCCGGCGAGUGGGACCCCAACAUCCGCAUUGAGCCCCCCAAGAAGGUGCCCUCAGCUGAGAAGAGGAAAUCGGUGUUCUCGCUGAACGAGGUGGGGCAGAUGAACGGCGCGGCCGGCGGGGCGGGCGCUGGGGGCGGCGGCGGCGGCAGCGAAGACGGGGAGAUGCCCGAGGUCCACGAGAUCGGGGAGGAGCUGGCCUGGACCGGCAGGUUUUGCGGUGGCCUCUACCUGGAUAUCAAGAGGAAGCUGCCCUGGUUCCCGAGCGACUUCUACGAAGGUUUCCAUAUCCAGUCCAUCUCCGCCAUCCUCUUCAUCUACCUGGGCUGCAUCACCAACGCCAUCACCUUCGGGGGGCUGCUGGGGGACGCCACCGACAACUACCAGGGGGUCAUGGAGAGCUUCCUGGGCACGGCCAUGGCCGGCUCCAUGUUCUGCCUCUUCGCCGGGCAGCCCCUCAUCAUCCUCAGCAGCACCGGCCCCAUCCUCAUCUUCGAGAAGCUGCUCUUCGACUUCAGCAAAGGCAACGGCAUCGACUACAUGGAGUUCCGCCUGUGGAUCGGGCUGCACUCGGCCCUGCAGUGCCUUAUCCUGGUGGCCACCGACGCCAGCUUCAUUAUAAAGUACAUCACGCGCUUCACCGAGGAGGGCUUCUCCACCCUCAUCAGCUUCAUCUUCAUCUACGACGCCAUCAAGAAGAUGAUCGGGGCCUUCAAGUACUACCCCAUCAACUCCGACUUCAAGCCCGACUACGUGACCAUGUACAAGUGCGAGUGCGUCGCCCCCGACCCAGCCAACGCGACCUUGUUCGAUGCUUCAGCUCCAGUGGCACCGAACACCACUAACGUUUCUCUGUCCAAUGCUAUCAACCUCACAGCUCUGGACUGGACCCAGCUGAGUAAGAAGGAAUGUCUCAAGUACGGCGGCAGCUUAGUGGGAAAAUCCUGCAAAUUCGUGCCCGACCUGGCCCUCAUGUCCUUCAUCCUCUUCUUCGGCACCUACUCCAUGACCCUGACCCUGAAAAAAUUCAAAUUCAGCCGCUACUUCCCCACCAAGGUCAGGGCUUUCAUUGCUGAUUUUUCCAAUGUCUUCUCCAUCCUGCUCUUCUGUGGAGUGGACGCCUGUUUCGGACUGGACACCCCCAAACUCCACAUCCCCAGUAUCAUCAAGCCCACCCGCGUGGACCGGGGCUGGUUCGUGUUCCCCUUCGGGAAGAACCCGUGGUGGGUGUACCUGGCCAGCGCCCUGCCCGCCCUGCUCGUCACCAUCCUCAUCUUCAUGGACCAGCAGAUCACGGCCGUCAUCGUCAACAGGAAGGAGCACAAGCUAAGGAAGGCAGCCGGGUACCACCUGGACCUCUUCUGGGUGGGCAUCCUGAUGGCCGUGUGCUCCUUCAUGGGGCUGCCCUGGUACGUGGCCGCCACCGUCAUCUCCAUCGCCCACAUCGACAGCCUCAAGAUGGAGACCGAGACCAGCGCCCCCGGGGAGCAGCCCCAGUUCCUGGGGGUCAGGGAGCAGAGGGUGACCGGCAUCAUCGUCUUUGUGCUGACGGGGAUUUCGGUUUUCCUGGCUCCUAUCCUGAAGUACAUUCCCAUGCCGGUGCUCUACGGGGUCUUCCUCUACAUGGGCGUGGCGUCGCUGAACGGCAUCCAGUUCUGGGAACGCUGCAAGCUCUUCCUGAUGCCGGCCAAGCACCAGCCCGACUACGUGUUCCUGCGGCACGUCCCGCUGCGCCGCAUCCACCUCUUCACGCUGGUGCAGAUCGUCUGCCUGGCCGUGCUCUGGAUCCUCAAAUCCACCGUGGCCGCCAUCAUCUUCCCCGUCAUGAUCUUGGCCCUGAUCCUGGUGAGGCGGCUCCUGGAUUUCGUCUUCUCCCAACACGACCUGGCCUGGAUCGACAACAUCAUCCCCGAGAAGGAGAAGAAGAAGGAGGACGACAAGAAGAAGAAGAAGAAAGGCAACAAAGGCGACAGCAGCAGCGACGAGGAGUUCCCACCUCCCUCAGUCAUUAAGAUCCCCAUGGAGGCCCUGGGCCCGCAUUGCCUGAGCCGAAAGAGGGCCUCCACCUGGAGCUUUGCGUUCUGACUCCUCCCCGAACGGUUCGGACAUGGAUCGCAGUAUCACCCUGCACCUGAAGAUCUCGUGCCCGUCGUCUCCCGCCUUUAACUACUCCCGAAACCCCAUCUGUGCCGUGCCCCAGGUGAAGAUCGAGAUGGAGUCGGACUACGAGGACACCGACACGGAG